GGACUCACGAUCAUCAUGAUACCAUGGUGGCCCAAUUGCUAGGGCUGCGCUUGCUCUUUCUCUUUGCCAGCCUGUUCACCUCUGCAGGAGAUGCGGUUGAGAUCAUUAACCCCGGGGAGGUGGUGUAUAGAUAUUCGCAUGUUGAUGGGGUGUUGGCCCGAGCAGUGAUCCUGGAGUGCGGCACCGUGUUACCUGACCUGUACAUCUGGGGUUUCACCAAACCUGGCACCUCAACCAUCAAAGCUGUCGUCUAUGACUUUGGGAAAGGGCCGAGGAUCCAGACGCUGGCCAAGACACUCGGAAAUGUCCAAGUCAUCUCUAAGAGCGCCUCUCUCAACAUCGAGAAGUUGCCCCUGGUCGCAGAGGGCCUGUACACCUGCCAGGCCAUAUAUGACACAGAGCAGGGCGCAAAGUUCUACUACUACUAUGUAAACCUCACCGUCCACGUUCCAGUCAGUAAGCCUUAUGUCCUGCUGAGUGAUGCCUCUCCAGUGGAGGGCUCCUCGGCGUGGAUGCGCUGCGGCCUGGACAAUGGGACUGCACCCAUCCAGUAUACAUGGGAACAUGAAACUCGGGACGGUUUCAUCACGACCUAUACACAGAACAACAGCAGCUUCUUCAGCCUGACUGAGGUCAACCGCAACCACACAGGCUGGUACCGCUGUGUGGCCAGCAACCGCGUCAACCGAGAGCGCUCUGACCGCAUAUGGCUGGACAUUAUCUAUGGACCGGAUGUCCCUCAGAUCGAUGUGACUCCAUACAGCAUGACGGAGCGAGGCUACUCAGCCAUAGAGAGAGAGACUGUUUCUUUACUGUGUCAAGCCCAGUCCAACCCACCCAGUCAGUACGUCUGGUACUACAACAACUCCCAGGUGUACUCCGGACCGCAGUACACCAUCACCAGGAUCCUCCGCAUGCACACUGGACUGUACGCUUGCUUGGCACAGAACAGCUACCUCAACACCCGCUCCAAAAAAACCAUCAGCCUGACUGUCUACUACCCGCCUGAUGGCUCCCCUUCCUGCUCUGUGCAGCCAGCUCUGAAUCACAGCUCUCUGACACUGCAGUGCUCCUGGCCGGGUGGACUGCCCGCCCCCUCCCUCUACUGGACUCGAGGCCUGCUAGGCCCGGGACAAGAUGUGGCCGGCCAACAACAGGCAACAGAUAAACUGCCCAACAAUGUCAUCUUGCAGCAGUCUGUCACGCAGACUUCCAACAACACCUCGUUCAUGUGCGUUGGCUCACACCUUGCCCUUGAGAACACGACGUACUGCAGCGCACGCACUUACUCUCCCCCUGCAGAGCCAGUAUGUUUUGCCUAUCCGACCCGCAGCAACCAGUAUCUGAUGUUGUCCUGCUCCUGGAAUGGAGGAUCCCCAAGGGCCUUGCUGUGGUGGGACGGCCCAGGAGGCCAGGGUCAGGCAGGGGUAGAGAACUCCAACAUCCUGGUACUUCGCCAUGGCAGCAUUCACAAUGGGCAGGCCUACACCUGCCAUGCUAAGCACCCACUUGUGGCCCACACUAAGAACUGCAGCCUCACGCUGGUGGCUCCUGUGUUGAUGACCCAGCGCAGCGUGGUGUCUGUGUACGAGGGCAGCGAUGUCCAGCUCACCUGCAUCAUGAGAGCCAAUUAUCCCCCGGCCAGUCAAAUCACCUGGUUCAACAACCACAGGAAGGAGGUGUUGGACAUCCCUAAGAAGUACCUGCUGCAGCGGGCAGCCGCCUCAGCCAACCUGACGGUGCGAGAGGCAGACGGGAUACAUGACAGCGGCCAGUACUGGUGCUCUGCUUCCAAUGCAGUGGGAGGAAGCGAGAUCGAGGUCACGUUACUGGUCAUGAGGCACCCCAUGCCACCCAAUGCGACUCUGAUCAACGUGAUAUACACCAACCAUCAGCGCUUUGAGGUGCUGGUGGAGUGGCAGCUUGAGAACGAAGGAGGGGAUGAUGAGGUGAAAGAGAGAAAUGUGACAGGCUUCAUCUUGGAGCACAGAUGGGUGCGAUCAACAAAGAGAAAGAGUAAUAUUUCAAAAGGCAAACAGGAGGAGGAGCAGGAGGAGGAGGAGCGGAGCACCUCGCCACACUGGAUCCGCACCUUCAUCCAGGACGCAGCUUUCCGAAGCUACACGCUGGGAAAACUUGUACCCACGGUCAGCUAUGAGAUUCGCAUCACACCCGUCAACCGGCGUACCAUUGGACACUCCUCUGCAGCAAAGACUCCAGCGGACCCGCCCUUUAAUGCGUACCCGGCUGUGAUCGGAGCAGCUAUCGGGGGAAUGAUCUUGGCAACCCUCCUGACAUUGCUGCUGCUUGUGUGCAUAAUACGCAACCGGCACAGCAAUCCUCGACUACAUGACAUGCUGUUUGGCAGCCAGCACAGCCAGUCCAGGGAGAAUAUCAACUUCCCAGAGGAUGAAGUGGUAGCAGAGCAAGAGGAAGCAAAAGAGGAUAUUGGUGCCUCAACCAGCUCAGGUCCAGCCGUGGCUCUUCCCAGGGCAUCUUCACCUCGAGCCGCUUCACCCACGAGCACAAUGCCCACCGGUGACCCCGCCGCUCCGCCUGGAGACGACAACGAGCCUGUGAGCGUCACCAUCACCGUCAAGGCUACAGGAUCCUAGUCAUGGACUGAGGAAGGCUGUCAUCCCUGAUUACUCCCUGCUAACUUGGAAAAAUGUUUUGUACACACGUCACAAUUUUCCCCAAACCUGUGUCAUCAAUCAAUAACUGCAUACCUGGAUCUAAAAACAUUAAUUUAACACCAUAAACAAAAACACAUUUACAUAAUUUUGAAUAGUUGCAAGUUCCCUUCAUAUUUCUUCACCAAAAUGUGUCAUGCUGUGAUUUAAAUAAACACUGAAUUC
Myripristis murdjan (pinecone soldierfish) is the source of this 2858-nucleotide messenger RNA. It is a transcript of the gene vsig10l2, whose product is annotated as V-set and immunoglobulin domain containing 10 like 2. The transcript has 12 exons. NCBI's taxonomy places the organism in Eukaryota, Metazoa, Chordata, Actinopteri, Holocentriformes, Holocentridae. The coding region runs from base 24 to 2615 and encodes 863 amino acids. The record is from RefSeq and is a predicted model, not a curated record. Gene Ontology annotation, molecular function: protein binding.